GUUUUACGUGGAACAUCCUGUAUUAAUGUAAUAAUAUCCUUAUCUAAUAUGUUUACACUUCAGCACCGGUUCAACCGUAGCACAUAUGCAAUCAUACAAAUGUUGUUAAAUAUAUCUCAAUGAAAAUGUUGAAAGGUUAUAUCACGGUUUUGUGCUUUUUAGGAAUAAAAUGCGCUGUCACUACUGUAAGUGAUCACCCGCAAGUUGAGACGAAACUUGGAAAGGUUGAAGGAACAUGGCGAACAUCAUUCGACGGCAGAAAAUACGCGGCUUUCGAAGGCGUUCCUUACGCUAAACCUCCAACAGGCGACCGGAGAUUCAAAGAGCCUCAGCCGAUUGAAUCGUGGAAAGGCGUUUGGAACGCCACAAGGAUCUAUGUUUGCCCACAAAGUACUACGGAUUUUAGCGAUAAUGUUCAAGGCGAAGAGGACUGCUUGUACAUGAACGUGUACGUUCCAAAAAUCGGAAGUAAACAACUGUUGGAUGUGGUAGCUCACAUUCACGGUGGAUUCUUUAUGACUGGAUAUUCCCAGAAGGGCAUUGGCGAUAAAUAUAUCAUGGGCAAAGACAUCGUUGUGGUCAGUUUUAACUACAGAUUGGGCGCUCUAGGAUUCCUCAGUACUGAAGAUGAUGUAGUGCCAGGCAACAACGGAUUGAAAGAUCAAGCUCUUGCUCUAAAAUGGAUCCAAGAAAACAUAGAGGCAUUUGGAGGCAAUCGACAAUCUGUAACAUUGACGGGAUGCUCAGCUGGAGGUGUCUCAGUACACAUGCAUUAUCUGUCACCGUACAGCAAAGGCUUGUUCCAUAGGGGAAUCUCACACAGUGGAACAGCCAUAGCCAGUAAGGUGAUACAACACAGUCCAUUAGAAACUGCCAGAACCCUAGCCCAAAAUGUUGGCUGCAAUUUCACGUCCACAAAAAUGAUGGUGGAUUGCUUGAGAACGCGUCCCGCGUCUCUACUGGUGGAUAAGACGAAACAGUGUUUGCAACCUUUCAAACAUUUCCCUUGUUGCCCCUUCGCGCCUGUCAUUGAAAAAAGCGGGAAGAAACCGUUCCUUGCCGAUCACCCUUACAAACUGCUCAAGAAAGGAAAAGUCCAAGAUUUGCCGUGGAUUACGUCUGUUGUAGCUGAUGAUGGACUUGUAUUUAGCAUAUUCAUCCGUAAAAGUAUGGAUGAGAUCAACGAAAAAUGGAAUGACUUUUCUGGUCGUCAUAUCGUACAUUACUAUGAUUCGUACCCGCAAGUUUUGGAUAAAAUCAAGAAACAUUACGCCGCUUUGGACGACGAUGAUAAUACCCUCACUGCUGAUGAACUAACUCAGAUGGCAACUGAUAGAGCGUAUUUGGUACCAAUGCAAACAGCAGCAAAAUUACAAUCCAGCAUAACAAACUCACCGGUGUACGUAUAUCAGUUCAACUAUGAGGGCGAAAACAGCGUCAAACAUAUCAUGGCACCAAACGAAGAAGUGAAAGGAGUAUGCCAUGGGGACGAUAUGAUCUACUUUAUGGGAGGAGCCAUAGUUAAGCCACUCUCAGAAAAAGACAUCAGAAUGAAAAAUAUAUGUAUGGAUAUUCUCCAGUCUUAUGCUAGCAAAGGUGUUCCAAGCAUCAACAAUAGUGGAUGGGAGCCGAUGAAGAAAGACUUUGUGUAUUAUGCUAUUAACAGUCCAGACGAUAUCCAAAAACGUAUUGAGAAGGACUUCGAUUCAAAAAAGUUCUGGGAUAGCUUAGGACUCUUAGAAAACGAGAAUUCGGUUACUAAACAUGAUGAAUUGUAAAUAAAACAUUGUCGUAAUAUUGCCCGUUACUUUGCACCACACCGACAAGAUAUGUUCAGCAUGCGUGGUUGACAUCAAACCUUAUCUUAAGAGUUUUAUUCUGUAUGUCCCAGUAUAGACCUCAGAUAGGCGUCAUAUUCACGUCAUAUCGACUUUGUAUUUGGCCUUUUAUACGACAUACUAUGACGUCAUAUAAUGACGUCAAUUGCUUGUGACAUAAGACCGGCAUUUUUACGUCACAACAUUCCCAAAGGCGAGAUUGUACAGGUCUGUAUUUUCCUCAAUGGUCUUGGAAUAAUCUAACAAAAUAAAUGAUUAUUUUUAUAGAAAGCAGUGCACAUACUUUUCAUCCCACAUC
Acanthoscelides obtectus is the source of this 2136-nucleotide messenger RNA. The record is from the annotation of a GenBank genome assembly. NCBI's taxonomy places the organism in Eukaryota, Metazoa, Arthropoda, Insecta, Coleoptera, Chrysomelidae.